AUAGUUGACUGUGGGUCAUGAUUCCUGCAGGCUAUGAAGACGGUGGGUUUUUCAUCAGCGCAGCCUACUCAGCAGAUGCUUCCUGGAAAUAGUGUCGCCACAGGACCUAGCGUACCACAACAUCUAACUGUACACCAAUAUUCACAACCAGCUGUUCCUCUAGGACCGUUUGCCAACAUGAUUAGUUACCCGUUUAUGCAUCAGAACUAUUCAUAUAUGCCAUCCGCAUUCCAACAAGCAUUUCCUGGUAACAACAGUUACCAUCAGUCGCUCGCAGCGAUGCUCCCACAAUAUAAGAAUACCGUUUCUGCCAGCAGCUUGCCUCCAUCUGCCAGUGUUCCUUCUGGAUAUGGUGCUUUUGGAAAUACAACUAACAUCCCGGGGAACUUCCCAAUUAACCCCCCUGCUGCUCCGUCUGGUACUAACUUAAGUUACGAUGAUGUAUUAAGCUCUCAGUACAAUGAUACCAAUCAUUUGAUGUCUCUUCAGCAGAGUGAGAACUCAGCUUUGUGGCUUCACGGAUCUGGUUCAAGAACAAUGUCAGCUGUUCCCGCCAACACGUAUUAUGGCUUUCAGGGACAAAAUCAGCAGACGAGCGGAUUUAGGCAAGGCCAACAACCGCCAUCGCAACAGUGCUAUGGAUCUUUGGGGGGCUACCCACAUUUCUACAAUUCUCAAGCUGGUAUCUCAUUAGACCAACAACAGCAACAAAACCUCCGAGAUGGAUCGUUGGUUGGUUCACAAGGCCAGCCUAAGCAGCAGCAGCAGUCGCAACAACAGAUAUGGCAAAACAGCUACUAAAGCUCUUACUAAGUGGCAACCAUCGUUCACGAUCCCUGAAGAGACUUGACCGGCUGCUGUACUGUGCCACGAGGCUGUGUACUUUUACGUGUUUAUCUCAGCGUUAAGUGUAACGUAGGUAAUAUGUCUGAGCUAACGCCGUGCUAGUAGUCUCGUCUGUGUUUUCUUUUAGCUCUUGUUCAACACAGUUGACCCCCCUUUUUCGACGAUUUUAAUCUAUAUAUAGCUAGUAGUGUUUCUGCUUCCCACUGGUAAA
This is a messenger RNA of Capsicum annuum, 1057 nucleotides long. RefSeq lists its product as uncharacterized. The transcript is spliced from 2 exons. The record is from RefSeq and is a predicted model, not a curated record. Bases 34 to 801 code for a protein of 255 amino acids. NCBI's taxonomy places the organism in Eukaryota, Viridiplantae, Streptophyta, Magnoliopsida, Solanales, Solanaceae.